CUCCCCUCAAACCUACUCUUACAAACCAUGCUCUAAAAGUUUGAUUAAGAAAAACACAUGGUGUAAAUGUGAAUCGGAGAGAAAUGGUAGCAGAAAUCCCACGAAAAUAGCUCCUUAAUCCCUUCCUAAUUAUUCGUGAAAUGGGUAACCAGUUCGUUUUCGCUGUCAUUCUCCUCUGCUUUUUCCCAUUUCUCCAAUGGAUCAAAGCUUCAUCUCCUUCUCUCCUAUCUCAGGAACUUGAAGAUCGUACAGGUAUAAGAAAAAUUCAGCAACACGAGGAGAAUGCUCAUGAGAUACAUUGCUCACGAGAGAGGAGCAGGGCGGCAUGGAAAGUUAUUGAUGAGUAUCUCAUGCCUUUUGUGGAGAAAGAGAAGUAUCAUGUAUCAACCAAGUGUAGACUUCACCCAGAUAAUGACAUGUUCAGGGAUCAGGAAAUGCACAAGAUAAAUCCUGACGUAAAUGAAUGGAAAUGUGGCUACUGUAAAAAGACAUUUUAUGCAGAAAAGUAUGUUGAUAAGCAUUUUGAUAACAGACAUUACAGUUUGUUAAAUUCGACAGAAGGCAACUGUCUGGCAAACUUGUGCGGAGCAUUACACUGUGACCUUGUGAUGGAUUUGCAACCAAGAAAGACCAAGUGUAAUCCAGCUGCAGCAGUGAGAAAUCGCCAUCUAUGUGAGAGUCUUGCUGAUACUUGUUUUCCUGUUACCGGAGGUCCAUCAGCCAGUCGUCUUCAUGAAUUUUUCUUGCACCAGUUCUGUGAUGCACACACUUGCUCUAGAAGUCAGAAACCUUUCUCCAGGGGUGGCAAGCAACGGACGAAUGCUUUUUAUGUUGCCAUUUCAGUGUUGAUUUUUCUGCUGCUCCCACUGUUCUACGGCUUUGUUUAUUUGUACCAGAGGGGAUUGCAAAGGAGUACUCGAGAUCUAAAACGAAUAUCACAAACCGGACGUAAGAAGAAACCCUCAUGAUCGUUGCACAUAAGUUUUGUUGGCAUGUCUUCAAGGUUUUAGAUUAUCUUCGAUGUUGUAUUACUUGUAUUUGUAUAUGAUACUCUUUUUUUUUUUUUUUUUUUUGGUGGUUGCUUGGUGUGCAUGUAUAGAGAAGAAAUUGUUCAAGCCAAUUGUUAGAUGCAAAGUAUUUCAUUUGAUCUGUCAUGAGUGAUAUCUUUAGCUUUAUAUAAGGUCGUUGAUAGAGAGAUAGGUGGUACAUGAAACUAAGUUGUAAGAUACAUUUGACUACUAUACCACAUGAGGAUCUUAACCAUUGAUUUCA
Messenger RNA from Chenopodium quinoa (quinoa), 1272 nucleotides. RefSeq lists its product as uncharacterized. Lineage: Eukaryota; Viridiplantae; Streptophyta; Magnoliopsida; Caryophyllales; Amaranthaceae. The record is from RefSeq and is a predicted model, not a curated record. The transcript is spliced from 9 exons. The coding region runs from base 141 to 968 and encodes 275 amino acids.